This is a messenger RNA of Macadamia integrifolia, 1637 nucleotides long. RefSeq names its product 2-methylene-furan-3-one reductase-like. The transcript has 3 exons. The record is from RefSeq and is a predicted model, not a curated record. NCBI's taxonomy places the organism in Eukaryota, Viridiplantae, Streptophyta, Magnoliopsida, Proteales, Proteaceae. Bases 354 to 1310 code for a protein of 318 amino acids. Gene Ontology annotation, molecular function: oxidoreductase activity, acting on the CH-CH group of donors, NAD or NADP as acceptor.
UGAUUGUCUAGACCUGAAAUUUUCUCUCAUAGAUAAUGUUCUAACAACUUCUAUUACUUUCAAUUGGACCACUCAACAACAAGGGUAUUGGGAGAAUGUCUUCUUCCAUCAUCAGUAAAGGAAAGAACAACUAGACUACUAGUCUUACCAAAUAUAGUAACACCAUUUCUUAACACAGCUGCAACCAGUUAAUUGGCCUUACCAAAAUGCAAAUGUCCUUUGUAUGCUUAUUGUGCUUUUCCUGAUUAAUUUUGUCUAUCAGAAAUACUUAAACUGUUGUGAUUUACGUUAAAUCUGGAACAUAGAAAAGUUCCAGCAUCCCUACAAAAGCUAGAGGGGGUGAUGAUCAAUUCAUGAGUCACAAAGUUGACAGAAAGAUGCAGAAGGCUUGGUUGUAUGAGGAAUAUGGUCCUUGUGAAGUCCUCAAGGUGGGAGACUUCCCUCUCCCUACUCCCCAGCAUAACCAACUACUUGUCCAUGUUCGUGCAGCUGCUCUGAAUCCAAUUGAUUCCAAGAGGCGCCAACGACCCAUCUUCCCCUCAGACUUCCCUGUGAUUCCUGGCUGUGAUAUGGCUGGGGUUGUAGUGGGUAAAGGCAGUGGUGUCACAAAAUUUGAUGUAGGUGAUGAAGUUUAUGGCAACAUCCAGGAUUUCAAUGCAAAAGGACAGUUGAAGCAGCUAGGUACACUGGCACAGUAUAUAGCUGUGGAGGAGUCAUUGGUUGCACUGAAGCCCACAAAUCUGUCAUUUGAAGAGGCAGCAAGCUUGCCAUUGGCAGUUCAAACAGCCAUAGAAGGCUUCAUAGCUGCUGGUUUCAAAGAGGGACAGACUGUUUUCAUAGUUGGUGGAGCUGGUGGUGUUGGAACCUUGGUUGUUCAACUGGCCAAAUACUACUAUGGUGCUUCUUUGGUGGCAGCAACAACAAGCACUCCAAAGGUGGAUUUUGUGAAGAGCUUGGGUGCUGACAUAGUCAUUGACUAUACAAAGACAAAAUAUGAAGACAUUCAGGAAAAAUACGAUUUCCUUUACGAUACAAUCGGUGACACCAAAAAUUCCUUUGUGGUAGCGAAGGAUGAUGCACCAAUCAUCGAUAUAACAUGGCCUCCAUUUCACCCCAGAGCAGUAUAUUCAAGCUUGACUGUCUGUGGAGACAACCUAGAGAAGCUUAGGCCAUACCUAGAGAGUGGAAAGAUUAAACCUGUGAUUGAUCCCACUGGCCCCUACAGUUUUAUGGAAGUGAUCAAAGCUUUCCAAUAUCUAGAAACUGGGAGAGCCAGAGGAAAGGUAGUCAUCUCUCCAUUCCCUACGUGAACUUGUCCUCCCCUGUUCCAUGUGACCGUGAGAGCAACAACAAUAUAGCAACUGAAAUGGUUCCUCAAAAGAUGUUAAUUCAUUGAUUGACAAGCUGUGGACUUGAUAAAAGUCAAUAUCUAGGGCGGAUAGAUUAAAAAAAAUGAUAUAGAUGGAGAGAAUGAAGGAAUUAGUUAAGGUUGUGUAAGUAGCAUAGACAAGAGUGAACAAUAGCAAAAUUGUGGUUGUGGUAUUUUCACAAGCAGUUUGUGACUUCUCUAUGUGAAGUUGCCCCUAUUGUAAGGUACUGGUUCUGCUAUAGUAAUGAAGCCUGUGUAUCUUAUUACA